This is a messenger RNA of Acanthaster planci (crown-of-thorns starfish), 3238 nucleotides long. RefSeq names its product component of oligomeric golgi complex 5 (gene cog5). Gene Ontology annotation, biological process: intra-Golgi vesicle-mediated transport. The record is from RefSeq and is a predicted model, not a curated record. NCBI's taxonomy places the organism in Eukaryota, Metazoa, Echinodermata, Asteroidea, Valvatida, Acanthasteridae. Gene Ontology annotation, cellular component: COG complex.
GUUACUCGCUCAGCGACGAUAAACAGAAAGUGGUCUUCCAAGUCUCAGAUAAUUCGAUAAUUACUCUCUUUGUUGGAAAAUAAGACUGAUGACGUGCACAUCUGUAUAAUCUGUAGUAGAGAUGGACCCUGAAUUGCAAAAAAAGUUGCAAGACGACGAGACAUUACAGGAGUUUCUGCAAGAUGACUUCAACGUCCAAGAGCACACCAACCAGGUCAUGCAGAGCAUGGCCAUCACUGAGCAGCUGUCGAAACUCGCGGAGGGGAUCAGUCUGUUGGACAAGGAGCUACAUGCACAGGUUUCAGCUCACCAUGAAGACUUGCUUUCUCAGGCCACUGGCAUUGAAACUCUAGAGGGCGUUCUUCAGAUGAUGAAUACCAGGAUUGAGUCACUCCAGUCAGCUGUGGAAAGGAUUCAAAAUAAAAUUGUCGAACCUUAUAACAAAAUAGUUGCCCGAACAGCCCAACUACGGAGACUUCAGGAGGCUUGUGACUUGCUGCGACGGAUUAUCCGCAUACUGUAUCUUAGCAAAAGGCUUCAUAGCCAGCUACAAGGAGGAGCUAGAGAGAUCACCAAGGCAGCACAGAGCUUGAAUGAAUUAGACUUCCUGUAUCAUGGAGUUGAUCUGAAGGGAAUUGAAGUGAUUGAGCAGGAUACGCUGUUUAUCAGGAAAGCCAGGCGGGAUGUGGAGAGGCAAGCUCAAAAGAUGCUCCAUCAAGGGACGGAGACGCAGAACCAGACCCAGGUGGCCACCUCCCUUCAAGUCUUCCACAAUCUGGGCUGUCUCCAUGAGACAGUGGACCGCAUCGUGGAUGAGAGCCAGGAGACUGUUAAGAAAAACAUCCGGGAAGCGCUGGACGUACAGACUCCGAUUCAUUCCCAGUUCCAGCCCGGCAGAGGAGGUCCAGGCCGGGCAUCAAUGCCUACCACCGGCAACACUGCUACCUUCAGAGCAACCCUCUGGACAAACCUGUCAAAGCUGAUGGAUCAGAUAUAUGCAACCUGCGGACAGGUACAACAUCUCCAGAAAGUUCUCUCCAAGAAGAGGGAUCCUGUGACUCAUGUCUGCUUCAUGGAUGAACUGAAAAAGGAGGGUCGGACUGACAUCAUGGAGUCAUUCUGGAAAUCGCUCACUGACACACUGAAAGGAGAAUUUGCCGGGACAGCAAAUGCCUCUACAUUCGUGAAGCAAGCGUUUGAAGGAGAAUACCCAAAACUCCUGCGACUCUUCAACGAGCUCUGGAAACGCCUUCAGCAAUUCAGUCUAGCUACGCCCACUGCUGGAGGUGACCCCGCCUACCUGCCGUCGCCCAAGGCAGAGACAUUUCCUGAGCAGGAGAUGGAAGAAUACAGUUCAGAGAAGGCCUUGAAGGAGUCCCUAUCUACGUUUGAGAAUGCCUACUUGACACGGUCGUUGUCUCGUCUCUUUGACCCCAUCAAUCUGGUGUUUCCCAGCGGAGCGUCCAGCCCACCCUCUGACGAUGAGGUGGAGAGUAUUGCCAAGUCCAUCGCAAGUGAGUUGAACGUUGCCAGCGUGGAUACCGGCCUGAGUUUAUUGGUUGCCCGCAAUGUGGCUAAGACUGUCAAACUGUACUCUGCCAAGUGUGAACAGCUGCUAUCCACUGACGGUGAAGCGACCCAGGUCAUUGCUUCACCGACCCCGGGCCAAAUGAGGAAUGUGGCUGUCGUCAACUCCCUCUUUCACUUUCACCAGGCAGUCUGCAAGGUUUUGAUCAGUUUAAGUAGCUUUCCGUUAAUUUUUAAAAGUUGAUCUUUUGUCUGUCAUUGUUAGGAUAUCGUGGCUUUGAUGAGUAAUGCACUCAAGCCACUGCUCAACUCCAUCUUUGAUUCCAUUGAGGCAAUCAUUCUCACCAUGCACAAUGAGGACUUUAAGGGUGGACAGCCAAGUGGAUCAGGCAAGGAGGCUGUCGAUGCACCGUGCUCUCUGUACAUGAGGGAGCUGCAAGGCUUCAUUGCACGCGUACAGAUUGACUAUCUAGCUCCAUUCAAAUGCAGCGACUUUGUCAUUGACAGUGUGCAUCCAAUGGCUUGUGAAGCCAUUGAGUUGUUUGUCCGGCACGCCAGCUUACUCCGCCCCCUCGGUGAGGGAGGGAAGAUGAGACUAGCCGCUGACUUUGCUCAGAUGGAGCUGGCGGUGGUGCCACUGUGUCGUCGUGUCUCAGAUCUAGGCCGUCCUUACAAGCUCUUGCGAGCGUUCAGGCCGUUGCUCUUCCAGACAUCCGAGCACAUCGCCAACAGUCCUGCCAUGGGAGAGAUCAUCCCGCACUCCACAGCGCUGCACUUCCUCUUCGCCCGAGCCCCUCAGGAACUCAAGUCACCCCAUGAGGUUGCUGGCUGGUCGACAGCGCGUUAUUCCCAGUGGCUGAGUGAACACACGUCUGAGAAGGAAAGGCUGGCGCUCAUCAGGGGAACCCUGGAGGCGUAUGUACAAUCAGUCCGAGCAAGACAGGGCAAGGAGUUUGCCCCUAUUUAUCCAAUCAUGCUCGACUUGUUACAAAGAGGAAUGCAGGCAACGGGGUCAGAACUGUGAUGCAAGCGCAGCUGGUAUCCGUGGCAACUGUUCAACCAUCUUUAAGUGGAAAAACAUGAAAUUUGUGGGCAUCUUGUCUUCUCGGUUUUUGUUCUAUAUAUUAGAAAAGGAAAUGUGUGGUUGAUAUGAAUUUAUCAAGUUUAUAGAUCAGUAAUGUAUUUUAUGAAAUGUCAGGUGUACGUACAGGCAAAGGUUCUUGGUGCAUUAUUUGAAUUUUGAAAAGUGCCAGAAAUCAGGCUUUUACUGGGCUCACAUCCCUGAUAAGGAAUGUGGUGUACGUAUAAUGUGAUACAGCAUAAUGUGCUGGAAUUUAGAACUCCAGCUCAAAUGAUGCAGAUCCUGUAUUGAAAACAAAUUGCUCUAGGCAGAGCACAUUUAUUUAAAAUGAAAUGUUAAAACAAAGAAAUAAAAUUGGAAACCAACAAAUAAAAUGAAAUCAUUUUCAAAAGUUGGAAAGGAAGCCUCAAUUAUGAAAUGUAUAAAUGAAAAUAUUCUGUUUCUGUCAUACUGCUUUUUUUGGCUAUGUGGUUGUCCCUGUGUUUAACGUUUACGUAUUCAGUAUCACUCUUCAUUACUUAAAAGUUUUGCUUAAAACUUGGCACAAAAACAAGUUUGGUUUCCCAUUUUUGGCAACCCAAUUUAGAUUAUUGGUAAUAAAGCAAUAUAUAUUUCUGUUAAAAAAGGCAA